AGGGCCCGCCGCCGGGCCGCAGCCAUGGAGGCAGGGAAAAAGCGCCCCGACAAAGACACGUCAAAAGGAAAAAAGGCAUAUCAAGAUGCUUCAGACCCAUCUCCAACAGAAGAAGACCAGCAAAAGCUGAAAUACAGCCAUAACACAUACAGACUGGAGCCACGUACUAAAGUUCAGGAUGGUUUAAUAAGAGACAAAGCUCAAGCGAUACUAACGAAUAAACUACAAGGAGCCACAUACAAUGGAGCUUCUAGUCCUCUCUUGUGUGCUUCAAUUUCAGAAGAAAUAUUAAAGGCUGUGAAGGAUUUGGACUAUGACCGUUAUAAGUAUGUGGUAUCAGUGCUAAUUGUGGAAAAGGCAAAUCAGGCAAUGAUUGUUGCCAGCAGAUGCCUCUGGGAUGUUCAAAGAGACACUUGGGUUUCAGCUAAAUGUGAAACCGAUACAUUUAUUGCACUGGCAUUGGUAAUGGCUUGUUAUUACGACUAAAAUUCUGAAAGUCACAGCUGCAUUCGUGCAUCACAUACAUGGUAUAUUUGAAAAUUUUCAAAAUACCAUUAUUUUAGUAUUAUUUUUUGUCCUUUUGCUGUUGGCACAUUCCAACUAACAUGCAGUUGAGA
Ficedula albicollis (Collared flycatcher) is the source of this 617-nucleotide messenger RNA. It is a transcript of the gene DYNLT2, whose product is annotated as t-complex-associated-testis-expressed 3. Gene Ontology annotation, biological process: microtubule-based movement. Gene Ontology annotation, cellular component: cytoplasmic dynein complex; cytoplasm. The transcript has 4 exons. NCBI's taxonomy places the organism in Eukaryota, Metazoa, Chordata, Aves, Passeriformes, Muscicapidae. Bases 25 to 486 code for a protein of 153 amino acids. Gene Ontology annotation, molecular function: dynein intermediate chain binding. The record is from RefSeq and is a predicted model, not a curated record.